CCCGGGAUGCAGUGCUUGGCCGCCGGCAUUUAAACGGGAGACAGCGAGAUGCCCGACACUCGGUGCGCCCUUCGCGGACCGGACGAUUCAGUGCACUUGGUUAGCGUCACCCUCAGUCCGGCUGCGCCGAGCCGAAGCGACUUGAGCUGUGGCCGCACCCAGCACCACGCAUCGAGAGGUAGGGCCGAAAGACUCACUACACUGACAGACACGGGGAAUCACUGUGUUGCUUAGGCUGGUCUUGAACUCCUUGGGCUCAAGCAAUCCUCCUGCCUCAGCCUUCUGAGCAUCGGGUUUACAGUAUGAGCCGCACCGCCUACACUGUGGGAGCUUUGCUUCUCCUGUUGGGGACCCUGAUGCCGGCUGCAGAAGGAAAAAAGAAAGGGUCCCAAGGUGCCAUUCCCCCGCCAGACAAGGCUCAGCACAAUGACUCCGAGCAGACUCAGUCGCCCCAGCAGCCUGGCUCCAGGAACCGGGGGCGGGGCCAGGGGCGGGGCACUGCCAUGCCAGGGGAGGAGGUGCUGGAGUCCAGCCAAGAGGCCCUCCACGUGACCGAGCGCAAAUACCUAAAGCGAGACUGGUGCAAAACCCAGCCGCUUAAGCAAACCAUCCACGAGGAGGGCUGCAACAGCCGCACUAUCAUCAAUCGCUUCUGCUAUGGCCAGUGCAACUCCUUCUACAUCCCCAGGCACAUCCGGAAGGAGGAAGGCUCCUUUCAGUCCUGCUCCUUCUGCAAGCCCAAGAAAUUCACCACCAUGAUGGUCACACUCAACUGCCCCGAACUACAGCCACCCACCAAGAAGAAGAGGGUCACACGUGUGAAGCAGUGUCGUUGCAUAUCCAUCGAUUUGGAUUAAGUCACAUUCAGCCUGUCCUAGGGAUGCAGCCCCAGGCAGGCCCAGAGCCACACCUAAGCAACCUGAUUCUUACUUGGCUUAAAUCUAGAGGCCAGAAGAAAAAGCGGCUGCCUCCCAACCAGAGCCUGCUUGUCCGUAGUUUGUGUGCAUGAGUCUGCCUGGGUGUCUGAGGGUGUUUUCAGACACCAAAGGAAACAGUCUCUGAUAGAGUUCACUUCCUACUAUUAUCUGCUUUAAACAGGGAUGGUCAAAAUGCCCACACCACCCCUGGCAUCCACAGAGGCAGGGCUGUGGUCUGGAUCUGCCUUUGUCUUCCAUGUGCCCCCUGGGGACCAGGAUCUCCCUUCAGAAUGAAUGUUAAUGGAAGAGGCUACUCUGAGGGCAAGAGACUCAUUUGUGUGUUGUGUUAGACUCAGAGACGUUAUUUUCAGCUUUCUUCCUCCCUUCUUUCUCUCUUUCACACUCCUUCCUUUCUUAGGUUCUCAGAGUCUAUUUCAGUCUCAUCCCAUGUCUGCCAAGGCUUCUAAAUUAAUUUGAUUGACCAUGGAUGUAAACGUUUUUCAUAUUGUGAAGACUCACCAGAUUCUGGGGAGGCUGGUGUGAUUGAUGACAAUCAGGACAGGGCAGCGACCAAGAGAGCAUUGAGGGUGAGGACCAGUCACGGCCGGCAGAAUUCAGCAGGGAGAUGUGCAGAGAACUGGAAGGCCUAGUCCAAACACAGCGAGGCCCAUGCUUCAGUGAAAGGGUUUCCUGGUAUUUAAAAGAACCCAAGUGAACAGAGGAGAAAUAAGAUUGCCAAAAUAUCAUUGACUUUGGCUGUCACUGGGAUCUACCAAAACUAGCUAUAACCCAACACCAAACUUAAAUAUCGACCACCCCUGUUUUCAGAACCAAGUAAUCAAGCGAAACCCAAAUAGCUCCGGCUGUUUUGUCCCACAGGUGGACAAUUGAUGUAGUUUAGAACCUUCCGUGCAGGAAUAGAAAAAAGCCCAAAACUUCCUAGGUUGAGGUACUAACAUUUUUUCCUUGGUUAUAAUCACCUUUUCCUCAAAUCAUUGUUCCUACAAAAUGCUCCCGAAAGCCACAACCCUGUAUUAGAAACAUUCCGCAUCUGCUGAGUAUACUUGACAGGAAAGGUCAGUCUAAGCUGAGAGUUUAGGGCCUGCUCCAUUUUAGCUAUAAACCUAUUUGGGGUGGUUUUGUAUGGCCUCUUGUUAGAAGACUGAACUAGAGAGAAGAGAGAGUAAGGAAAUAAGCAGGAUUGCCUCUGGCAUGGUAAUAGUUAGCUUUUAACACCUGGAGGAGAGGUGAGGGGUCUGACCUCCCCUUCUUCAUAUGUUCUCUGGCAUGGUAAUAGUUAGCUUUUAACAAGGACCCUUGGAGCUGUCCAUCUGCUACAAGUGGGAUCUGUGGGACAUAGCAACCACUCUGUACCUACCGGAGGUGCUUUCCACUGAGGAAACUUGGGGCUGCUUGCAAAAUGCCUAUAUAGACUUUUUCUAAUGACCAAAGUGUAGGGUAUGAGAACCUUACUGCACUUUGAAUUUGGCUAAGCUAUUCUUUUCAAGCCUGAAGUUCUAUAUAUAAAUGCCCCAUUGUUUUUUUUUUUUUUUGCCUUUAUCUUCUCAGCUUUUGUAGCCAAGUCAGUGUCAUUUGGAAAACAAACAUCAGAGAUUUGGGAUUCAGUUGCCCAUCAAGAUUCCAGCAUUCAAAGAACCAUUGCAGUUAAAGAAGCUGUUUUUAUGUUGCUUUUGUUGUGGGUUAGUGCUCUCCCAUCUACCAACAGGAGCCAUGCCUUUAGACAGAAGGCAUGAACACCCAAAAUGUUGGGUCUAAUUUUAAAUAUUUAUAAAUCACUACUGAUGAUUCUACGUUAGGCAAAUUCAUGCAAACACAUAGUCUAUGCAUUUCAUAUACACUGUAUUCUCCUGCCCUAAAUCUUUGUAUCAUCCACAUCCUCCAACAAUAAAGCACAGCAUGGAUUUAAUUAAGCACACAAAUGCAAAGGCAGAAUUUUGAGGGUGGGGGAAAGGAAAAGAAAGGGGAAGAAGCUUUAAAUAUAAAACCACACCAGAGAGGAAAAAUGACAUUCAGAACCAGCAAACAUUGAAUUUCUCUUGUUGUUUUAAUUCUGCCACAAGCAUGCAAUUUUGUUAAAAAGAGAUGACUUAAGUUGGCAGCAGCAAUCUUCUUUUAGGAGCUUGUACCACAGUCUUGCAUGUAAGUCAGAUUUGGCGCAAGUAAAGAGAAUUUCCUCAAAAUUAACUUCACCAGAAUAAUCAGCAGCAUAAAUACCCUAGAAGCACAGCACUAGCCAAAGAGGAAAAUGUCUGCUUUUCUUACUGUGCCUGUAUUAAGAUGAGCACAAGUAUGGUGUGGCUUCCAACAUUUAUUGAAAACACCAUAUCUGUUACUUAUUUUAUUGGAGUCACCAAUGAUGUAAUGAUAUAUAUUUUUGCAUUAUUGUAGUAGGAUUUUUCUAUGGCAAGAUAGUUGUGAUCUUGAUCUUACCUAUCAAAAAAAAAAUACCAAACACCAAAGAUGAAUUUUAUGAUGUACACUUUGUGCUUGGCAUUUGAAGAGUAAAUACACAUCUUGUAAGUCUGUAAGUUGUUUUUUGUUACUGUCAUUCUUCAAAGUUAAAAGUUGUAUGAAAAAAAAUCUGGAGGAAAGGAUAAUUUCCACUGUGUGGAAUGUGAAUAGUUAAACAAAAAGUUAUGGUUAUUUAAUGUAAUUAUUAAUUCAGAUCCUUUGGUCAUUGUGAUUUCAAGCUUGCUUUCUUUUUCUCCUUCAUAUGACUUCCUCUGAGUUAGGAGAAGAAGCUGGCACAUUGUAUGUUGAUAGAGACUUGUCAGGGCAGAGAAAAAUACCAUCUUACACGUAUUAAGAUGUGUUACAUAGUCAAGACCUGAGCUAUUAUUUUUUUUAAAUUGAAUGGUCCUUAAAGGUUAACGUUUCUGAAGCAAUAUUAGGAAGGACUUUCAGUGUGAUUUAGGGAGACUUAAGAUGAGUGUGUACAAACAUAUAGUGGAUAAUGAUGAGUAGUUCAGAGAGUCCUUUUAAAGAGGAAAUUUAAAAUGAAGUUAGGGACAAAACAUUUCUAAGUGACCAGUUGAUGCUAAAGAGUGAAAGGGUGAAAGUAGUUCUGUUGAUUUGUUAUUACUCAAGAUAUUUAAUAUCACCUACAUUAUAUAUUGAGUCUGCUUUAAUCAUUGAAAAACAACAAAGAAUUGUCUAGACUGUGAUGGAACUACCUUGCUGUAUAUGAGGGUGAGAGGGGAUUUGAUAGUGUCAUAAAAGCUAUUUUGGCUUAAAGUUUUACGAAUCUGUAACUAGAAUUUAAUUUUCUCCCCAAUAAUGUUCUAUAUAAUGUUUGCCAAAGAGCAACCAAUAAAUUAAAUCUCUAUUUUU
This is a messenger RNA of Ictidomys tridecemlineatus (thirteen-lined ground squirrel), 4268 nucleotides long. It is a transcript of the gene Grem1, whose product is annotated as gremlin 1, DAN family BMP antagonist. Gene Ontology annotation, molecular function: BMP binding; receptor ligand activity. Gene Ontology annotation, biological process: animal organ morphogenesis. The record is from RefSeq and is a predicted model, not a curated record. Lineage: Eukaryota; Metazoa; Chordata; Mammalia; Rodentia; Sciuridae.